Somion occarium is the source of this 953-nucleotide messenger RNA. The record is from the annotation of a GenBank genome assembly. NCBI's taxonomy places the organism in Eukaryota, Fungi, Basidiomycota, Agaricomycetes, Polyporales, Cerrenaceae.
AUAGCAUCUAUCACGACCUCGAGCACCGUGCAUCACCACUUUGUCUUUUGUUAAGAACCUAUCAUGGAGGGCUUUGGAGAUGAUGAAAUCGAGAGUAUUCUCUAUAUCGGUAGAGAAGUAUCUGUAUACAAGAUUCCGCCGCUGAAGGCGAACGAAGGUCAUCGGGCACAGGAAUGGGGCGACUUGGCAAACCCUUUGUGGAAGGGUCGCAUACGUAUUAUUGAGCGAUCGAGAGGAGUAGCACUCCAGUUCGAGGACGCAACGACCGGUGAACUCUUCGCGAAGGCGGACUACGACCCAGCGAAGCCAUGUGUUGAAGCUGUGCUUGACUCGUCUAGGUACUUUGUCGUGCGCGUUGAGGACGCGGGAAAGAGGGCGUAUAUCGGAAUGGGAUUCCUAGAACGUACAGAUAGUUUUGACUUCAACGUGGCAUUGCAAGAUUACACGAAGCGAUGGAAGAAUCGCAUGAACCCCACUGCUGAGGAAAAUACACCGUCACCUCAUAUUCCAGCCGGUCCAAAGAAGGACUAUACACUCAAAGAGGGACAAACAUUUUCCAUCGCUAUUCCGGGACGAGGAGGAAAGAGCAGCUUCAACAACAACGCAACCACAGCCCCCAACCCUACCAGCUUUGACCUUCUUGGAGGACUCUCCGGAACUGGGACUUCCACUUCUACUUCUACGGCAUCUAGCGGAGGUGGCUUCCCCUUGCUACCUCCUCCGCCUUCCAGCACGCCGCGCAGACGGUAGUCAGAGGUCAACGGCUUUCGGGUUGAAUACUUCUUGGUCUCCUAUCUCUUCGAUACCAUGUGGCUGAUUGUGUAAACUAAUAGACAGCUGGAUAUCUUACAAUUCGUACUGUUGUAAAACAAGAAAGUGUAUGUAAUAUAUUCGGUACGGAAGUUUAAGCCAUUCGCUAUAAAAUAGCUUAUUGGUGGUUCAAGGUGCAAGCG